This is a messenger RNA of Hyla sarda, 1647 nucleotides long. RefSeq names its product THAP domain containing 4 (gene THAP4). Bases 56 to 1492 code for a protein of 478 amino acids. The transcript has 6 exons. The record is from RefSeq and is a predicted model, not a curated record. NCBI's taxonomy places the organism in Eukaryota, Metazoa, Chordata, Amphibia, Anura, Hylidae.
GUGUCUUCCGGUAGGACGGGUGCUGCCAUCUUGUACGGAACACGAAAGGGCUGUCAUGGUGAUAUGCUGUGCGGCGCCGAACUGCACCAACCGGCAGGGGAAGGGGGAGAGAGGAGCUGUCUCCUUUCACAGGUUUCCACUUAAGGAUUCGGUUCGUCUCUACCUAUGGACAGCCGCUAUGCAACGUAGUGACUGGAUCCCGGGCCCCUAUUCAUUCCUGUGCAGUGAGCAUUUCAGUGAAGAUAGCUUUGUCCCACGUAUGCCUGACCAGCACCCUCUUCUCAGACCGGACGCCGUGCCAUCCCUCUUCAACGGUGCCAGAGAGAUCAAGAGGAAGCGAGCAUUCCAGCCACACGUAUUGCGACUUAAAAAAAGAAAUACAUCAGUCUUUUCACUAGAAGAUAAUACGCUUUAUGUGUCACCAGAUGAAGAUUUUGUAGGUAAAAGUGACACCUAUGAUGUCACCAAUAGAAGUGAUGCCAUGGACAGCAGGCAUCUUCUUCAUCCAGGUAGCCAACAUACAGCCUCCAAGUUUAUCUUUUCCCUGCAUUCGUACAGUCGGUCUUCAGAGACCCCUUCAUCAACGAAUAUAGAGAAUUCUGAUUCUUCACUUCAUCUACUGGAAGAAGGAGCCAAACACCCACAUGAACGACAUAAUAAAGACAACAACAAGCUCUCGCCAUCUUGUGAACACAGAUCUGGGAAUAACAUGAUCACUGUGGAAGGUUCUCAGGAAUCAUUUGUUAGCAAUAAUACAGUGUUGGCCUCAAUAGAACAGGUAACCAACAGUGAAGUCCUGGUGUCACCUGCAUAUGUGGUACAGAAACCUAUCCCAGGGAAUCAGAUCCAGUAUCCUUCAACAGAAAAGGACUUGGAGGCUUUGAACACUUUUGACUUCGUACAUUCAUAUUGCAACACAGCAAAGUCCCUGCCCAGCCAAUCAGAGCAGUGCGGUACUGAGGAACUGACCGCAAGGUCUGAAGGAGAGGAACUACAAGGUGCUCCUCCCUUGAACCCAGCUGUAGCUCCGUUGGCCUGGAUGCUAGGGACAUGGGUUUCUGAUCCCCCCGGUGAAGGAGAAUUUCCCUCAAUCCCCUCCUUUCGUUACAAGGAGGAAGCAGUCAUCUCACAUGCAGGACAGCCAAUGCUGAAUUUCAUGUUUUGUGCCUCUAACCCUGAGACAGGGAAACCAAUGCACAGAGAAUGUGGAUUUAUUCGUAUGAAGCCUGGGACCAAACAAGUGGCAUUUAUAUGUGCCCAGAACACAGGUGUAGUUGAGGUGGAAGAAGGCGAGGUGCAAGGAGAGCAGCUCACUCUGACCUCACAUUCACUAAGCAGAAUCAGCUUUGCCAAAGAGCCUCAUGUACAGCAGAUCUCCCGUAUCUUCCGCCUGACCGCUGAAGGGAAGCUCGAGCAGAUUGUCUCCAUGGCAACUAGCACACAAGCCAUGACUCCUCACUUACGAGUUACGUACAAGAAAGUGACCUCAUAGUGACCGUCCAAGAGAAUGAACUAGUGCCUGUACUCCUCACAUUACUUGAAUAAUUGUAAAGCUGCUGACUGCUCGGUUGCCCAUUGAGUUAAUUGUUCUUACAGUGUAAUCCUGCCUUUUAUUGAGAUAUACAUACACUAAUAAAGGGGUUAUCG